UAGGCUACCUGGUAUGUUUUGGGGUGUUGGUGUAUGAUGGACUUCAGGCAGCUCAGUCAGGUGUCGCUUUGGUCGGCUGAAGUUGAUGUUUUUCAACUUUUGUGGCUCAACCCUUUUGCGGGACAUGUCCUUCCACUUGUUUGGUUGGGAAGUGCAGGCGACCUCCUCCUCGGUGCGUCUGCGCCCUGUUAACUCAACCUGGCACAUGAUGGCUGCAGCAUGGCUGCAACAAGAAGCAAGACUGGUGCGAUGGAUAUAUCUAUUAGUAAAAAUGCCUAAUGAAGACCUACCCAAAGGAUCUGCCCAGCAUUGGAGUAGUUCUUAUCUACCUGGAUGAGGCCCUGUCAAUCCUCAAGAGAGCCAUCCGAAGUAUUAUCGACCGCACUCCGAAAUCCUUGCUGAAAGAAAUCAUAUUGGUGGAUGACCACAGCAGAAAUGACGACCUGAAGCAGGACUUUGACAUGUACAUCAAGACCAUUGAGGACCAGAAUCCAGGCCUCCUCAUGACCAGAGUGAGACACAGUGAGCAGCUGGGGCUGACCACGGCUAGGAUCUCUGGAUGGAAGGCCGCCACGGCUGACGUGGUCGCCAUCUUGGAUGCUCAUAUUGAAGUCCAUGACCUGUGGUGAGGGGGUACUGCCAAGUCACCAUCAUAUGACGUAUAUACCGGUAAUUGUGUAGACCAGGGAUGGACAACUGGCGGCCCAUGGGGCGCAUACAGCACGCAUCCUCACUCAGUCAGUCGCGCGCAUAAUUUUAAUUUAAUCUUUUUUAAAUUACACGUCAUGAAAGAUUUCCACUUUAGUCGCCACUACGACUACAACUGCACUGAAUAUCAUGCUUGUUGGGUUUGAGUUCAUUGAGUUGUUGCAAUUAAUGUUGGGCCACUUUUUCUUCUUUUUUUUUUACGUCAUUGAAUGAUGAUGUAUGUGCUGAGUUCUUCUAGCCUGGUUCUACCAGACUCUCGUACUUCACUUCAUUUCAUUUGUGGAUUUGAUGCCGCAUUCCUACA
Molecule: messenger RNA, 1012 nt
Organism: Gadus chalcogrammus (walleye pollock)
Lineage: Eukaryota; Metazoa; Chordata; Actinopteri; Gadiformes; Gadidae
Product: probable polypeptide N-acetylgalactosaminyltransferase 8
Exons: 3
Coding region: 279-629 (116 amino acids)
Cellular component (GO): Golgi apparatus
Source: RefSeq, a predicted model, not a curated record